Messenger RNA from Spodoptera frugiperda (fall armyworm), 7442 nucleotides. It is a transcript of the gene Npc1a, whose product is annotated as NPC intracellular cholesterol transporter 1. Gene Ontology annotation, cellular component: membrane. The coding region runs from base 175 to 4137 and encodes 1320 amino acids. The record is from RefSeq and is a predicted model, not a curated record. Gene Ontology annotation, molecular function: lipid carrier activity. The transcript is spliced from 25 exons. NCBI's taxonomy places the organism in Eukaryota, Metazoa, Arthropoda, Insecta, Lepidoptera, Noctuidae.
UUGAACGAGGUCUGUCAGUCAUUCAUUAAAUAAACGCCGAGUAUCGCGGUAGUAAUUUACGCCGUAAAACAAUUCGUGAAAUCAUUAUACCUAGGCGUAUCUUUUGUUUGUAAAAUUAUGAUAUGACGAACAGUUGUGUCUACUAAAUCAAAUUGUGAAAUUAAGUGGGCAAAAAUGGCUGGCGCUGGAGGGAUUUUACGUCGAUUUCUACUCGUCUUCUUGGAUUGUCUGCUUCUAUUACAGCUAGCGCAAUACGUACCCACAGCCUCUGCAGAAGCCCACUGUAUUUGGUAUGGCGUUUGUUCAAGUGACCCCUACAAACCGACAAACUGCGCUUACAAUGGAACAGCAAAACCCAUCCCCAGUACAGCAAUGACGAUCAUGCAGAAAUACUGCCCGUCCAUCGCAGCCGGCGGUGUCUCCUGCUGCAGUGACGAGCAGAUGGACAACCUAGCCUCAAAGAUCAUGCCAGCUGAGAAUCUCCUGCAAAGAUGUCCGUCUUGUUUCGAGAACUUUGUACAACACAUCUGUGGGAUGACUUGUUCACCGAAUCAGAGCGACUUCUUGUAUCCCUCCGAAGUUGUUCCGUUCAAUGCAACACACCAGAGGAUCACCACAAUUACCUACGACCUUAGUGCUAAAUAUAUGAACACCACGUUUGAGUCCUGCCUACAGGUGCAAGCGCCGUCAACCAACCAACUGGCUUUGGACCUUAUGUGCGGGGAAUACGGUGCAGAAUACUGUACGCCGGAGCGGUGGUUCAAGUUUAUGGGAGAUGUGGCGAAUUUCGCGCCCUUCCAAAUCAACUAUGUGAAUGAUCCAGUGCCUGAACAUGGCCUGAUGCCCUACGAUCCAGUAACAAGACCCUGUAAUGAAGGAGCACCCGGUCAACCCGGCUGUUCAUGCCUGGACUGCAGCGCCUCAUGUCCCGCACCACCGCCGCCGCCACCUCCAAUGGUUCCCUUCACCAUCCUCGGAGCUGACGGGUAUGCCGUCAUCAUGGCGAUCGUCUUCAUCAUCUUCACAACCCUCUUCCUCUCAGGAGUAUUCUGCUGCACUCCCCAAGACAAUGCUGUCGACGGGUGGGCGCGCAGCGGCGAGGCGCGGCGACGCGGCGGCCCCGAGACCAGUCCGCUGCACUCGCACCGCUCCAGUGUGGCUUCAGAGAACAAUCAGGAGAUGGCAACGAACCCUAGGACUCUUGGUUGGUCUACUGACCAACCUGAUGGUGUGGAAGGAGAGGCGUCGUUCUUUGAGAAGCUUGGAGCGGAGACUGAGACUAAGAUGGAGGACUUCUUCCAGUGGUGGGGAUACCACAUGGCGUCUCGACCUUGGCUUGUACUCUUUGUGGGUCUAUGUAUAGUGGUGGGUCUUGGGCACGGCAUCAGCUACAUGCGUGUGACGACCAACCCGGUGGAGCUCUGGGCAGCACCCAACUCGCGUUCCCGUAUAGAGCGCGAAUAUUUCGACUCACACUUUGAACCGUUCUACAGAAACGAGAUGUUGAUCAUCACCUCCAAAGGCCUGCCUAAGAUCGAGCACAACACACCAAACGGGGACAUCAGCUUCGGGCCUGUCUUCAACGCCACCUUCCUGAAAGACGUGCUGGAGUUACAGAACAAAAUCAUGGCUCUGGGCAACGAGACAGGUAUCCAGGACAUUUGCUUCGCGCCGCUGACGUCAUCGUUCAGUGGCCCCAUCAAACCGUACGACUGUGUGGUGCAGUCCGUGUGGGGAUGGUGGCAGAACGAUAUCAGCAACUUUGAAGCCGAGGAAGAGGAUGGAGAAUAUCUUAAUACUAUUUUGAAGUGCUCUAGCAAUCCGUUCCUGCCGGAGUGCCUGGGUUCGUACCGCGGUCCGGUGCUGCCCGCGGUGUCGCUGGGCGGGUUCCUGGCGCCGGGCGAGGCGCUCAGCAAGAGGAGCCGCUUCCACGAGGCCACCGCACUCAUCAUCACGCUACUCGUCAACAACAAACACGAUAAGGAACAGUUGAAACCGGCGUUGGAAUGGGAGAAAGAAUUCAUUGCGUUCAUGAAGAACUACACUGCGAACCAAAUGCCUGCGUACAUGGACAUUGCGUACACUUCGGAGCGUUCCAUUGAAGAUGAAUUGGAGAGAGAGUCACAAUCAGACGUGUCCACUAUCCUCGUGUCAUACUUCAUUAUGUUCGCGUACAUUGCGAUCUCACUCGGAAGGUUCACCGGCUUCUCAAGACUCCUUAUUGAUAGCAAAGUCACCUUGGGUCUUGGAGGUGUGACGAUUGUCCUAGCGUCAGUAGUAUGCUCAGUGGGUAUGUUCGGUUUCGCCGGAGUACCGGCGACGCUGAUCAUCAUCGAAGUCAUUCCGUUCCUGGUACUGGCGGUGGGAGUCGACAAUAUCUUCAUCCUGGUACAAACCAACCAGAGGGAGGGCAGGCGGCCCAACGAAACUGUUGCUGAACAUAUUGGAAGGACGCUGGGUCAAGUAGGUCCCUCGAUGUUCCUGACGUCGAUGUCGGAGUCAGUAUGUUUCUUCCUGGGCGCGCUGUCCGACAUGCCGGCCGUGCGAGCCUUCGCGCUGUACGCGGGCGCCGCGCUACUGGUCGACUUCCUGCUACAAGUCACUUGCUUCGUGGCUCUACUGGCUAUUGACACACAUCGGCAGAAUGCUAACAGGUUCGACGUGCUAUGCUGCGUGCAGGGCACGAAGGCGGAGGGCGGCGGCGAGGCGGGCGAGGGCGCGCUGUACAACGUGUUCCGCCAGCUCUACGUGCCCUUCCUCAUGCGCCGCGAGGUGCGCGCCUCCGUCAUGAUACUCUUCUUCGCCUGGCUCUGCUCCUCCGUCGCUGUGGCACCUCACAUUGAAAUCGGCUUAGACCAAGAACUCUCGAUGCCUCAAGACAGCUUCCAAUUGAAAUACUUCCAAUACCUGAACCGCUACUUGAACAUUGGGCCGCCGGUAUACUUCGUGAUCACUGAAGGACUGGACUACUCGGACUUGGAGACACAGAAUAUGGUGUGCGGAACUAGGUUCUGCAGGCCAGACAGUGUCUCUAUGCAACUGUAUUCUGCGUAUCGCACUCCAAAUGAAACCUACAUAGCACAGCCACCGAACUCCUGGCUGGACGACUUCUUCGACUGGGCGUCAUUGAAGAGUUGCUGCAAGUACUUCCCUACCAACUCGAGCUUCUGUCCUAGCAGCCGUGGAACACCCUGCAAGGAAUGUCAAAUCCAACUACAAGGAAACGAGCAACGCCCCGACGCGGCCGACUUCAACCAUUACGUACCAUUCUUCUUGCAAGACAUUCCCGACCCAGACGGCUGCGUAAAGGGAGGUCAUGCGGCAUACGGCCAGGCAGUCAACUACCACAUGGUGAACAAGUCCCAAGCUAAAGUCGGCGCCACUUAUUACCAGGGCUACCACACAGUGCUUAAAACAAGUCACGAUUACUACUCAGCGCUCAAAGGAGCUAGAGGCGUCGCUGCCAACCUUACAGAGACUUUGAACAGGAAUUUGAAAGAACUAGGAAAGAACACAACUGUGAAUGUGUUCCCCUACUCCGUGUUCUAUGUGUUCUAUGAACAGUAUCUGACGAUGUGGCCCGACACACUGAAGUCUAUGGGCAUAUCUGUGUUGUCUAUCUUCAUUGUAACAUUCUUGCUGAUGGGCUUCGAUCUGUUCUCGGCUUUGGUGGUAGUAAUAACGAUCACAAUGAUCGUGGUGAAUCUCGGAGGUUUGAUGUACUGGUGGGGCAUCAGUUUGAAUGCAGUCUCACUUGUUAACUUGGUGAUGGCGGUGGGCAUCGCGGUGGAGUUCUGUUCGCACGUGGUGCACGCGUUCUCUGUGGCGGGCGGCGGCGGGCGGCAGGCGCGCGCCGCGGCCGCGCUCACCCGCAUGGGCUCCUCCGUGCUCUCCGGCAUCACGCUCACCAAGUUCGGCGGCAUCAUCGUGCUCGGCACCGCCAAGAGCCAGAUCUUCCAGGUGUUCUACUUCCGCAUGUACCUGGGCAUCGUGUUGCUGGGCGCGGCGCACGGACUCAUCUUCCUGCCCGUCAUGCUCAGCUAUAUCGGUUCCCCCGUCAACAAACAGAAGCUCGCCAACCAACUCCUGCGCAGCAAGGACGUCGCGGUCGCGGAGACGUCGCUCACUCGAUUAUAAAGCACCUAUGCAUGGUAUGAGUGCACAGCUCAGUGUCGCCAGGCAUAACCCGGCGUCGGGGACGUUGGCGAGUGCAGUCGCGGCGCAGUCACACCUACGGCAGUCUAGACGAGACGCCGAGUGAGCCGCGCGCCUCCAGCAGUGGCACCGUCAACGGCCUCACCGACGAGAUGUGAGCCCACGCCCACAUGUACACAGUACGGUGAGUCCUGCACCACUUAGCUACUGUCUCUUCAUUCCUACGUACCUAGAUAGUAGAGGCUCCAAGCCCUAUUGUGUACAUCUUGGCGUACUGUGAAGGAAAUGGACUCAAACAGUGAACUUUGUAGCGAAAUUCGUAGUGUUAGUUAGGAAUGAAAUAUGACUGUGUUUUGAAGGAAACCGCGUGUAAUUAUUUUCAAUCUUAUGUUGUUAACCAUAAGGUUGGAAAUGUUACACUGUGGAUGAAUCUUGCGGAUUUGAAAGAUUAUGUACCCAGCAAGAUAGCUUCGCUUGUGAUAUGUACGUUAGGUAUAAGUAUAUUAAUAUUAUCGAAAUAUGUGGUUUAUAUAAAAUUAUAAGGGUAUCUAUGAAAUAAUUCGGGAGCUUUGUAAUUUUUAUAAAUUAUAUUCUAAAUAUUACACACUAUAUCAAUAUGAAAUAGAGAAAAUACAAUUUAAAAUAUGAAAAAAUAUAUAAUCUCUAUAAAAUAUCAAAAAUAUUUUAUUUAAUAUUUCUAUUAUGAGUUUUUCAUAAACAAAAUAUGUUGAAUAUUGUUGCAAAAUAAUAAAUAAUAUUUUUAUUUUAUUCAUAUAUCAUUAUUCAUUCCUGAAAACUGGAACAUCGAAUCGAAUUACAAAAAUAUAUUUAAUGGUCCAAUCGCCAGCAGGUCAUCUCUCCUCCGAAUUGCCAAUUUACUUCAGUAGAUUAUCAACUUAAUUUACAAGGUAAUAAAAUUGAAAAUCCACUAAAGACAGAAUUUGACAGAUUAGAGUGGAUCGACCUACUGGAAUGAAGUACUAUUUAAUAUUUGAUUAGAAGUUUGUUAUAUGAAACGUUCCAAUAUAGGGCAGUGAUGUUUAAAGUAUUAGCUAACAUAUUUAUAUCUGUAUAUAAGGAUCAAAACCCUAUACAUAGAGUAAAAUGACAACCCAAAGUUGACAUUUUGAUAUUAUUUUAUUUCUCAUAUUAGGUUAAGAUAUAGAAUUUUUAUUACUAGGGACUAUUCUGAGUGAUACACUUUAAAAUAAUGUAAUUAGUUGCACUUGUCUUACAUUUUUUUAGAUAAAUCAAAGGCCUAUUAAGCGCCGUACUCAAAGUCAUUUAAUGGUUACUUAACCCAGUCCUUAGCAAUUAUUUUCGGAACAAAAUCAUUACUAAAGAAUGGUUUAAGUAAUCAUUAAAUGUCUCUAAGUACGGCAAUAAGACUUAAAAGAUUAAUUUUAAUACUAUAUCUCAAAAUGUCUACAAUAUAAAAGUGUUGAACCAAAUUAGAGCUCGAUUUUUGCUGUAGACAUGAACCAAAAUGUUUGUACUAGUGUUUUUUUAGCAUCAGUAGGUCUGUCGAUAGAGUUUGUGACACUCAGAAUUAAUUUAGUUUUAAGAUUUAGCAUAUAGGAAAUAUAGGUAAUCCUUUAAUGUUAUAGACGUUUUGGAGUAAUAUUGCACGUUUUAACAGACUAUUUAUUGUAUUUGUUAAAUUCUAUUUUUGAAAAUGUCAGUGUUACUACACUAUAACUUUGUGUAAAUUAGUAGCUUUUACUAAAAAAAGGUUUUAUUACCAUUCUUCUAUCUGUGUAAUAGAUCAUUGUUAAAAUGUAUAAUAUUACUUCAAAAUAUCUUUAGUGAUUAUAGAACUCGAGUACCUAUCCAAAGGUUAGUUAAAAUUAUAUAAAAAAUGAUAUUAAGCUUUCAAUGUUUAGGAAAUGUUAAUUUAAUUGUUUGUCAACAUAGAUGUAGAUAGAGAGGUGGUUGAUAAAGGAAUAUGGUAAUGUUAAAGUGUAAGGGAAAGUCAAUUUGUUAAUGUAAUAUAAAACAAUCUUGUAAUCAUCUUGCGUACAUAAUGUCCAAAAUAUCUAGGCACUCGUGUGAGCAGGACGGAAUAACGGACCAAGCACCAGCUAGGAUGUUUGAAAGGGAUACAACCGCACUCAGAGACAUGUAAUGAUUACUUAAAACUAACUCUUCCUUAGUAACGAUUUUUUCCGAAAACAACUGCUAAGGACGGGUUUAAGUAACCAUUAAAUGACUCUGAGUACGGCUGAUAGAGACACACAUGGGAGGUCAAGAUAUAUUGUACGUUUUGUAAUCUCAUCUUGACUGCUAGUGUAAGUAUAGCAAAGCUUUCUUUCGCCUGUGCCUUUGAGAGUCAAUUUGACGCUAAAGCAUAGGCUAACAUUGAGAAUAAAAUUGAUCUUUGUACUAAAUUGAAUAAUAUGCUUUUUGUAACGCAAAUUGAAACUGCCAUGCUAUCUAUUGAACUUGACAAUACCGACGUGAUGUUUGUAUGUAUAAUAUACAGUCAAAUGUCCUAUUUUAUAAGACAAACACUGUUUAUAUUAUAGGUAAACGUUGCUCGUUCAAAACAUGGCAUGAUCGAUGGUAUUGCCAAAUAUGAAAAUUAGUAAAUGUCAAAAGUGAAGUGACGUGUGCACUUAAAUGACAGGCAUAGAUAAAAAAUGUUUUAUGGGUAUGAUAUUGAUGUUAUAAAGUCGGAUCGAAGGUGUAAUUUAAAAUUAUCUCUUUAAAUAUUAUCACGAAGAUAUCAGCUAGAGAUACAAAGUAUAUCACUCGAAUGAAUCUUCCUUGUUUUAGCUUACGGUGUAACAGCAUAACUCGAUAGUUUAGAUUCUAUACUUGUGUACAAAACUUACUAUCCAUAGUAAUAAGUACUGUUGUUCUAUGUAAACCUCUGUGGAAUCUAUUUUUUGAACAUUUUUGUAAAUAUCUUUGUCAACAAACCUUUUUUCUUUUAGUCUUCAUAUUCAGUCUGUUUUAUUUUCAUAUUCCAAUUUCUAAAUGAUGCUAAAAACAGUCAUUUCUAGUCUUGCUAGAUUUUUUUUAAUUGAAACUUCUCAAUUUUUCAAUUUGACUUCUCAUAUGUUUUUCUCAUUUUAUUUUGGUUUUGACUUAAUGUAUAUUUGUACUUACUUGUGUAGGUAUAAAAGUGUUGUAUAUAAUGUUAAUUACAAUAUUUGAUGUCUAUUUAAAGUUUUUACUAGUGUAAUUUGUACCUAUCUAAAGUCUAUGUUUUACCUCACGAGACAUGCGAUUUAUGUAAAAUCUGUGUAAUAGAAUUUAUAAUAAAAGAUAAGAAAAUCAAAUAA